GCCGCCACCACAGCUCCUCCUCCAUUUCCAUCUCAGUCAGCUCCAAGAUGUCCGGCCGCGGCAAGGGCGGGAAGGGGCUCGGCAAGGGCGGCGCCAAGCGCCACCGGAAGGUGCUCCGGGACAACAUCCAGGGCAUCACCAAGCCGGCGAUCCGUCGUCUGGCGCGGCGGGGCGGCGUGAAGCGCAUCUCGGGGCUGAUCUACGAGGAGACCCGCGGCGUGCUCAAGAUCUUCCUGGAGAACGUCAUCCGCGACGCCGUCACCUACACCGAGCACGCCCGCCGCAAGACCGUUACCGCCAUGGACGUCGUCUACGCCCUCAAGCGCCAGGGACGCACCCUCUACGGAUUCGGCGGCUAGGCCGCGCUGGUCCAAGCCAGGAGGAUCCGUCUUGCACCACCGGAUUAGUGCUAGUAGCUAUGCGUUGUCUGGUGGUGGUGUUCAUGUCCUCGGUGUAAUGGCUGCAUCUCGCUGCUGUUCGCGCUGGACUUGUUUGUUGUUUGGG
Triticum dicoccoides is the source of this 504-nucleotide messenger RNA. Its product is annotated as histone H4. Gene Ontology annotation, cellular component: nucleosome. Bases 48 to 359 code for a protein of 103 amino acids. The record is from RefSeq and is a predicted model, not a curated record. Gene Ontology annotation, molecular function: DNA binding; protein heterodimerization activity; structural constituent of chromatin. NCBI's taxonomy places the organism in Eukaryota, Viridiplantae, Streptophyta, Magnoliopsida, Poales, Poaceae. The transcript has a single exon.